Messenger RNA from Yarrowia lipolytica CLIB122, 1251 nucleotides. RefSeq lists its product as uncharacterized. NCBI's taxonomy places the organism in Eukaryota, Fungi, Ascomycota, Dipodascomycetes, Dipodascales. The record is from RefSeq and is a predicted model, not a curated record. Gene Ontology annotation, cellular component: peroxisomal membrane. Gene Ontology annotation, biological process: peroxisome organization.
AUGUCGGAUAAGGAGAAGAAAAAGAGCAGUGCGACGCACGCGGCCUUCCCUCCCUCAACGGCCUCGCAGCCUCAAUCAAUGAGUCCCCUGCUGUCUUCCACUCCACCAACAGUCACCAAGGCACUAGCUCAAGCAUACCCAUACAUUCUGGCCAGCGACAAGGUGCUGGGUCUGCUGACAUGGACUGAGGAUGAUCAAUGGCAGAGCUUUCUGUUGGUGGCCGUCUACGUGACCGUGGUCAUGUACUACGAAUACUUGGUCAUCUACUGUGGUCACAUUCUUGCCGUGGGCUUCAUCUGGGCCUUUGUGUACAUUCGACAAAGUGUGGAGAGACGGCAAACAUCGGAGCCCUCUCUGGAUGCAAUUGUGCACACGCUGACCAAUGUCACCACCAAGGCAAAUCUUCUGCUGCUUCCAAUCACCUCUCUGAGCCUGACCCCCAGAGAUGUGACCCGAUUGGCAUUCACCACGCUCUUCCUAUCGCCUCUGUAUAUGUUUGGUGCCUACUUUUUCCUUGGACCCCGAAAGUUCCUGCUCACUACCGGCGUCUUCUUCCUCACCUACCAUUCCAUGGCUGCCCGAGUCACACGAGCAGUCAUCUGGAAGUCCAAGGCCAUUAGACUGGUCACCUUCUACCUCACUGGACUCGACUUUUCCAACACAAAGCGAAACCUGGGCGCCUUUGGAUUCACCCAAUCGCCCCUGUCGGUGCAGUCCAAGGACGGAAAGCCCGUGCGGUUCACCUACGUACUGUAUGAGAACCAACGACGAUGGCUCGGUAUUGGCUGGACCGCCAACCUUCUGGCCUACGAGCGAACUCCUUGGACCGACGAGUUCCUCAACGAGGUUACUCCUCCUUCUGAGUUCAAGCUGCCCGAUACAGAGGGCACCGGCAUGAAGUGGCAGUGGGUCGAUCCUACUUGGCGAUUGGACUGUACCAACGAUGGCGCCCUGGUCAUUAUUGGCAACAAGGCUUUGAGCACGCCCGAUCCUUCUCCCUCCGAGGGAUGGAUCUACUAUGACAACACAUGGAAGCGACCUACUGCAGACGACUCUUUUAGCAAGUACACCCGACGACGACGAUGGGUGCGAACUGCUGAGCUCAUCACCGUCACCAAGCCCACUGAUGUGGUGGUCACUGUCGAGGAGGAUGGUGUGACUGACGCUGCUGGAGAUGUGGAGAUCAUCACCACCGAGACCGAGGAGAAGGUGCGAAGACGAAAGGGCAUUAGAUUCGAGGAGGACUCUUAA